UACUCCAGCUGCUGCUGCCACUGUCUGUCGUGCAGUGCGUGCGUGUGCGAGUGAGCGCGUGCGUGCGUGCAAUCUCUUUUCCGCUUGCCCUGCGCUGCUGCUAUUCAAUGUAGCAAAGACCAUGACAGGCAUCGCGGCCGCCUCCUUCUUUUCCAACAUCUGCCAGUUCGGGGGCUGCGGACUGCACUUCGAGUCGCUGGCCGAGCUCAUCGUGCACAUCGAGGAUAACCACAUCGACACAGAUCCUCGCAUGUUGGAGAAACAGGAACUUCAGCAGCCCACAUACGUCGCACUCAGCUACAUUAACAGGUUUAUGACAGAUGCAGCACGGCGAGAGCAUGAAACUCUGAAGAAGAAGGUCCAACCAAAGCUUUCACUCUCAUUGACGGGCAGCCUUUCACGCAACAGUGUGGCCACACCCCCUCGCCACAACAGUGGCAACCUGACCCCGCCUGUCACCCCACCCAUCACACCCUCGUCUUCAUUCAGAAGCAGCACCCCCACAGGUAGCGAGUAUGAUGAGGAGGAAGCGGAAUACGAAGAGUCCGACAGUGACGAGUCGUGGACCACCGAAAGUGCCAUUAGUUCUGAAUCCAUCCUAAGUUCUAUGUGCAUGAACGGAGGUGAUGAAAAACCCUUCGCCUGUCCCGUCCCUGGAUGCAAAAAGAGAUACAAGAAUGUGAAUGGUAUCAAGUACCAUGCCAAGAAUGGUCAUCGCACCCAGAUUCGUGUUCGUAAGCCCUUCAAGUGCCGUUGUGGGAAAAGCUACAAAAGCUCUCAGGGGCUUCGACACCACACUAUCAACUUCCACCCACCCGUCUCUGCUGACAUCAUUCGCAAGAUGCAGCAGUAGAGAGUGCCAAUUUCUUCCUCCAUAUUCACACUUACACAUAUACAUGUAUAUAAAAUACAAAACACACACAUACACCAAUGCAUGUAUAUAGAGUACAAACAGAUCACCUCCAUAUCCUUCUUCACCAGCAGCUGUGGCUGUCCAUUAACUCUGACCCAUCUUAUCCUAGUGUCCUAUGUUUUUGGAGGACAUCCAAAAAAUAUUUUCUCAUUAAUGUAUAUUACUCUUUCAAGAGUAAGACUCUUUCACCCCCCUUGUCAUUCCACUCCUCUAUUCCUCUUCUUCAAGAAAGACACCCUGUACCUCCAUGAGGAAGAUUUGGUUCUGCUUAUUUUCAUACUUCAUACUCAAGACACUACACUCUGAAUUUCAUGCUUUAAUUCUAUUAUUUUUUUUAUUUCCUCUGCUUACAUGUUAUUAGAGUUCAAUUUUGUAUUUUUGCACAUUCAGCUAUCAUUCUAUUUUUCAUUGUAUUAUUUUUAAGUAAGGUGCUUAUUGUAAAAUAAUGAUGGUAUGCUUAAAGAUAAGAGGAUUGUGUGUUGUUUCGGUUAGAAAAGCUAACUGUAAUUCACAGUUCUGAAGGAGAGUUUGCAUAUGGAACCAGCCUCACUCCAAACCGAGGAAAAGCUUAAGGAUUCGGGCUCUUCAACUAUGAGUUUGAACCAAAACCGAAAGACAGGAAAGGCUUAAAAUGUCUGAAUGUUUGUAAUAUCUACCCAUAAAUAAGCAACAUUCAUAGCUAUAGAUUGUGUAUAUAAAUAUAUUCUAUAAACUUCCAUAGUCAGAUCUAAAGUCUAUAGUUUACUCCCAAGUAUUUUGUAUAUUUCCAUCUGAACUUCAGAUUAUUGAUCGAUUAUGGAUGUGCAGUUUUUUUGGUAGUGCUUUGGCCCUUUCGAUUAAUCUCGAAAAUCUGAGUUAUAGCACCAAGUGACUCUCAGGUGACAAAUCGCCAGCAUUUCAGAACCAUUAUCCUGCCCAAUUUAUCAUACUAUUUUAGAGUAGGCUGUUACACACUUCCCAGCUUCGCUGUGGCCGGAAUGUUCUAGAAGCUCUGGAGUGUUCUAGAACUCCACAGCUAUCUUCAUACAAUCUGGUGAAGUACCUUAAAGCACUUUGUAGUGACCAGUUGCCAACCCGUUUAGGGCAUUUUGUAUUGCCAACAAGUCUGUUGUUGUAGAAUUCUGUCUGCAAGCCAGCUAAGAAAUUCUAGGACUAACAUGCAACUUUGGAGGUUACUGUUUCUACCAUUUUCCCCCCCUUUGUUUCUUUAUUUUUUCAAGCUAAGGGAAUUUAUUAGUUUUUUGCUAUACCUCCAGUGUGCUUGUUAGUUAUGAGUUUAUUGAAACUGGUUGCCUUGAGUUGUGGUAGACCACAGCAUUCCAGUACAGUAAACUUGUAGCUUCAUGUGUAGCCAGGCAUCUGUUCGAAAGCCUGAUUCAGAUUGUGUAUUCACCCUGAUUCUGACCUUUUUCUGGAGUUGUCCAUGUGACCUUAAUAUAUACCUCGAACCUCAAAAAUUUUGAAAAUCUGCCCUGUUCACUAUUGAGAAGAUAUUUAAGAGAUGAUACCUAACCUUGCAUCAGUAUCUGCUUUGUUUUGCUUUGGACUUGUUAUAAAUGGUAAAUGAAGGGGUGGUAAACAUGAGAGUCACUCGAACCUCCAGAGGUCACAGCCAGAUCAGGGCCUGCCAAUCAUUCAUUAUGACAUCACUGCAUGGACGUUAAUGUUGUUAUGGAAUUGCAGUGUCAGUUUAGAUUUUACAUUGUGACAGUAUUACACUGCCAGUACAGAGGGAAGUAUUUGAUAUAAUGUAUUCUUAAUGUAUUGUUAACGUCUCUAUGCGAGUGCUUUAAAUUAUAUUUUCUUAAGUUUCUGGACAACGAUGUUCUUACAUGUAAUGAAGUCAAGCACCAGAGGUUGUUUUGGAACUGGUGACAUUUUCUGCAAAAAAAAAAAAAAAAAAAAAAAAAAAAAAAAAAUGCUGCUUUGUAAAUGUAACCUGGUUACAUUUUAAACAUAAAAAUUGUAUGUUUUAA
Molecule: messenger RNA, 2889 nt
Organism: Myxocyprinus asiaticus (Chinese sucker)
Lineage: Eukaryota; Metazoa; Chordata; Actinopteri; Cypriniformes; Catostomidae
Gene: jazf1b
Product: JAZF zinc finger 1b
Exons: 5
Coding region: 122-853 (243 amino acids)
Cellular component (GO): nucleus
Source: RefSeq, a predicted model, not a curated record